CCAACGCUGUAACGUAACCAGUGGCGAAUCCGCGCCCGCGAAUUUCGCCCGUUUCGCGAGAAAUCUUCCGUGGUUCUUCCGUGCGAAAGGGUGGGCAGAGCGCGUCUUCGGCGGAUAGACCGUGUGUGCGUAGACGCGUGUCGCGUCGUAUUAUAAUAGUCUGCGUCUCUAAUAUAGCUAGCGGAAACUGGCUGGUGCGAGAACGGCGCGUAGUGCGAACCUCGCGUUUUUUUCCCCUCGGGGAGAAGAAAAAAGAAUCGCUCGAGGAGAUUGACGUUUCUCGCGCGCGCAGAGUGACAUCAUCAGCCACUGUCGUCCGCUGGGUUGUCAGUCGCUCGCGGAAUGACGCAGUAGACGGACGACGGUAGUGCUCGCGAAGUGCAGUGGCGGGCUCUCUUUCUCUCUCUCUCUCUCCCCUCUCUCCCCUCACGCACGAUGAGAAAACACGGUGAAGUCUCGCGGUGAAGUAGAUAAAAUUAAUUUGGAAAUAAAAAAUGUCUGCGGAAUCACCAAGGCGAGGUGCGCAUAAAGGAGCUCAAAUUGUUUCACCUCAGCCCAUAGUUGACAGAUCGAUUAUCGAUAGCGUUGCUGGAAUUAUCAAUGAUAUAGUACCACAGGGAUACGCCGGAGCAUCCAACUCUGAUAAUAAGGAAACCAUAUCAUGGGCACGAUUUGAAUAUGCGGAUAUAAAUGAUCCUGUUUUAUAUCCUGAUUACAAUGAAGGUUCCAGUACGCCACCAUUAUUAUUGGUGCUAGGAUAUACAGUUGGCGUUCAGGUAUGGCUGAUAGCAGCGACGGGAGAGGCAACGGAAGUUCUAUCAUGGCGACAAGGCGUGAUUCGUACUCUUCGAAUUCUACCAAAUCCAAAGACUGAUGACGAACACGUCGACGAAUUCGAAGCGAAACGGCCGAUGGUAGCGGUCUGCUCCGAGCCGGAUUCGACUCUUCCGGGACCAAAAUUUUGCGAUGUCAACUUCAUCUCCUUGAAGACUGGCGAGCCGGUGCAUAGCGUAGGAUUUAAGAAUCCUGUUUGCGACGUGUUGGCAAACAAGCGGUCUGUGGUUGUAACGUUAUUAGAAAAAAUUGCGGUCUUCGAUGCCAGAACAUUGCAAAAUAAUAUAACAAUCACUACCUGCUAUGCCAGCCCUGGCCCAAAUCCAAAUCCUGUCGCUUUAGGAACACGGUGGCUCGCUUACAGCGAAAAAAGAUUAAUACCCGCAAGAAGGAGCAGUGGCGGUUGUGAGGGAGAGGGCGUGCAAAGUUACACAGCGACGGUUUUAUAUGCAGCGAAGUCACUGGGUAAAGGUCUUCGCGGAUUAGGGGAAACCGUUGCUUCGAGUCUGACCGGAAAUUCAGUAUCACCGAUGACUGCGAAUAAUACAAGCAAUGACGUGACACAACCGGGCGUAGUCACGAUAUUGGAUCUUCAGAUCGCAAGAGAUGAGAAAGAAUUGGACGACGCGAACGCGGAUGCUGUAAUCGCUCAUUUUACCGCCCAUAGCGAUGCGAUCGUCGCCAUGACUUUCGAUUUGACCGGCGCGUUAUUAAUGACAGCCGACAAGAGAGGACAUGACUUUCAUGUAUUUAGAAUUCAGCCACAUCCCGGUGGGCCGACAUUAGCAGCAGUGCAUCAUUUAUAUAUUUUACAUCGUGGUGAUACCACUGCAAAAGUACAAGACAUGAUAUUCUCGAGCGACGCACGCUGGGCUGCAGUUUCAACUGUGAGAGGUACCACGCAUGUUUUUCCUGUCGCACCGUAUGGAGGUCCUGUUGGUGUCAGGACGCACUCCACGCCUCACGUCGUCAACAGACUAUCGAGAUUCCACAAGAGUGCGGGCUUGACGGACGAUGGUACUCGAUCCCAUUCUCCCGUGUCUCACGCGGAGCUACCUUUGUCUGUAUAUCCGUAUUCGAAUCCGAGACUUCCACCGUAUCCUCAUCCGACGAUAUUGCAUCCACUGUCGCAGAUUCGACAGCCGUCUUCUUUGAAUCAAGUCAACAACUCGUCACAGCCAAGACCGCAGCAAAGACAACGGCUACAUUCUGACGAUAGCGGGACUCUACCGUUAAAAAUUUGCGCAUGUUUCGCUCCACCGAGAGCUUGGAUAUAUGCGCAAAGGGAGUCUAGCAGCAAGGUUGUCAAGAGAGCAGUCGAUUCUUUGUUCAUCAUGGCAUGUCAUGGAAAUAUGAUACAAUAUGACUUGGAACCUAAACCAGUUGCUGGAGUGCCAAAGGAAAAAGUUUGCGAUGAUACCAUGAUCGAGUUGGAUGUCGAAGCGAAGGGCCAGUGGCCGCUUUGCAGAGUCCCCAAUUCUUCGGAACUCGUCCCACCAUUGCCUUUGUCUAACCCGUUACUCAGCGUCACUUUUGCACCAAAGAACAAUCAGGAACUUGACACGGCCGAGGAUCGUUGGUUGAGUCAAGUAGAAAUCGUCACGCACGCUGGACCGCACAGGCGACUGUGGAUGGGACCACAGUUUACUUUUAAAACUUACAACGCACCUAGCGGUGUUGCUGUUAAUUUGGUCGAAGCGGAAGCGAUCGAGAUUGGAAUCACCGGAUCGCGUCCAGCGAGAUCGAAGCCCGUUAAUAUGCCCCACGCAGCGUCCAGGCCGUUGAUGCCAGUCGUCAUCGAUGGAUCAGGAAGUAGUUACGAGCAGUCGCCAAGAUUCAUGGAGGCUUACGGUGAUCCUCUAGAUAGCGAGAACGUAGCCGUUGGUAGCUGCGAGAGUCAGCUGAGAGAGGAUCUCGCCGAAGCUAUGCUUGAGAUAUCCAUUGCGUCGCAUCGUGCCCCAGGGAGGCGUACGAUAAUUGAGAGGGUGGGUCAACCGGUAACUAAAGUCGUCAACCCUCACACCGGCACCGUGAUUACCGUGUCGGCCGACGAGGAUGAGGACUCUGUUAGCUCCGUUCAGGAGUACGAUUCCGCUCCGGAGGAGAUCCACGCACCUAGAAGCGUGUGCGCCGAGGAGGGACCGGCCUCGCUCGGUGCAGCGGACAACCUCCCGGACGUGCCGGAGUGCCGGGCGCUGAGUUGCGAGCACACCGAGAUCUGCGCGGAAAUGCGCACGGCCAGUGAACCGACGGCAAUCGACAGCGUGCCCGACGAGAAUAUACGCGAGUUGCAAGAACGUCGCGCCCUGUGUGCGGAGAUGGCGACGACGACGACGUCGACAUCGAUCGAUUACGAGAGGGAAGGGGCUUUCCGCGAUGUACCUACGAGUCUCAGUUUAUGCGCUGAACCGGGCGAGAUUCCGAGCAGUCCGAUGACGCAGGCGAAAGAGACUGCGUUGUGGUACGGCAAGACGGGCGACAGAUCUGUCGGCGACAAGCGCGCCGAGGAUUAUCACGUCCACGAGAGACACCUCGCCAAAGCUAAGUAUGUCGUCAGUUACGACGACGACAGCGUCACGCUGAUGGAAAACAAGACGAUGCGAGGCGAAAGAAAUAUCGAGAUGCAAUCAAGCGCGGACGAAAGAGCUAAGAGAUCUCUCGCGAGAAGGUCAAUCGUCGUCGAGAACGAGGCUACCGCGCAGAAACGUCCGGUCGAAACGUCGCGGUCGAUGCGCGCGAAGAAAUAUAUUGUUCAAGAGAACGAGGACAGUGUCGUCAUCGAGGACGCUCGAUGCGCGGAUCCAAUGACGAGCGUUUGUACAAAAAAAAAAGAAAGCGAGGUUCAUAAAAAGAAAGCCGAGAAUCCGAAAGAUGUUUAUAAGAUGUUUGCGAGAGAGAAACAUGGGGAAACAACGCAGGCGCAUAAAAACGGCAGAUUGAAGAGUCGCGCUCCGCGAGACUCUUUCGACGAGGAUCGAGUGACGUUAGAGAAUAAAGAAAUUAAAUGCGCGAAAGCGGAAUUCUCCGGUGACACGGAUUCUGAGCCGACAAAAUCAACCGCCGACGUAAUCGUGAAGAGAGAGAAUCUCGCUAAACUUGCUCCGAAAGCGGGAAAAACGGGACUGUUACCUGAUGACGAUGAUGACGAAUUACCACCGUUGGAUCCCCCGCCGCUGGAUGACUUUAGCUCUAUCGAGUAUCAUAUGGUGGAACAAUGUAAGGAUGCUGCUUCCACGGCCACUCAGUCUGACGAUGACAUCGAACAUAUCCACGCGUCUGAGGUGACACAGAUGCGUGCGAGGAUCGAUGCAGGUGACGACAAGUGCAGAGACGAUGCAUUCUUUGGCUCCACGGCCACGCAAUCGUCUUCCCCGGUGGAGCAGCGGAAAAGCAGUAAGAGCACGAUCUCGGACGACGAUCUGGAAUAUAUACACAGUUCCGAGUUCGGCGGUCUCGAUUCCGCGAGUUCGGGUGACGUCACCUACACGGCCAAAUCCGCGACAAAAGCGAGCAAUGACAGAAGCUCAUGUAGAAGGCACAGCAAACACACCUUGUCGUCCGAUGACGAUCUGGAGCACGUCCAGCUCUCGGAGAUUUGCGAGCUGGAACUUGGCGCGGUGACGAGUUCCUCUCAACAAGAGAUGGAGCAGCAAGAUACAAAACCUAGAUUGAGCAAGAAACGAAAAGAUAUCAUGGUGAUCGAGAAGAGCGAAACGGAGACCGCGGAUAUCACCGUUAUAUACAAUCCACUAGAAGAGAUCUGGCUGAAGUCGGAGGAGAUGACUGAUAAGUAUGGUCCCGUCGACCAUCUCAAGGACAAAUUGGAAGGGACGAGUCCAACGCGAAGGGCCAAAAAUCGCAUUUCGAAAACGGCAGCGAAUUCCUCGUUGUUAUCCGGCAAGCGGGCUUCUCAGAUCGUUGCUAGCGAUAUCGUCGAGAUUAUCGAUAUUGAUGCAAUGCAGAGGGCCGAUACGGACGCUGACUCAACGCCAGAGUGCAAAAUUCUGCCUGCCGCUACCGGAACGCGCGUCAAAAAGUCUCGCAAGAGCAAAAAGUCGCAGGCGGAUAGCCAGUUGCAGGAAAAUAGCUCGACAGAGCUCUCUUUUUCCUCUUCCUCCUCCUCCUCCUCCUCCUCCUCCUCCUCCUCCUCCUCCUCCUCCUCCUCCUCCUCCUCCUUUUCUGCUCCUCCACCUUCAUUCCGUUCCUCCAGAGUGAAAAUGGCGGAUCUGCGAGAGGCAGUGCAAGACGAGUCGUUUGUAGACUUUCCCAGAGAUCUUCAGGAACAGAAAGUUCAAGCCCCUGUCUCGACGGAGAUAUCGUGGAGCUCUGUCGUUAAGAAAAGCAUCUUAUCAGAUUCGCAAGAGAUACGUAAGGAAACAGAUCUUGAGCCGUUGAUAGAGGUGGAGGAGAAAUCGGAGGCUGGCGAGCAUGCGAGAAAGCUGAAGAAAAUUUCGGAAUUUUGCGACAGGGACGAUCGCCCGUUCCUCGAAUCAGGGGCAUGCAAACAUGAGAAUACACAACGACGAGCUUUUGAUGUUGAGGAGAAAGAAGAAAAGGAGGACCUUUUUGGCGAAAAGAAUAAGGCUAACAAAACGAUGACAACGCCGAUGGAAGAGACUAUCCUCGUAGAUCUUCCCAUAGCGGUAAUAGACGAAGAACCUCGCGCGGACAGGGAUCUUGCGGGUGUCACGAUCGCUAUGGCACGAGCCAAGAUGUCACAUCAGGACAGGGAGGAUAACAAAGAACAGUCUCUUCCGGCUCCGGAAGUACGAUUCAUCGUCGACAAGACACGUCGAGGUGGCAGUCAAUCGGUGGCUAGUUACGAGGACCUGAGUUCCAGCAGUUUCAGCUCCGCCAGCAGGGCGUCUCUGGACGCGAGGAGUUCGCCAACGCCGUCAUACGGGGCCGAGAACAUGAUGGUGUUCCCUGGCGAUAGCAGUGGCUCCAUUUGAGAUUAUUUGAGAUGCGCGGCCAUGCUACCGAAUUGGCUGCGCUGUCUCAGGUAAAGAAAGAGCAAGACACUGAAGAAGAAGAAGAAGAAAAACUCUUCGUGGAAGAAGAAUCCUUGCUCGAAGACGGAAGGCUGUUUUGCUGUGUAAUGUGCGAUCGGCUCUUUCCAAUCGAUCACACCCGUCGAUCACACACAAAAUAAUUUUUUUUAAUUUUUUUUCUGAAGUUCCGCUGACAUACACGCAGUGAGAUAAACACAAACGUCAGCGGAACUCUGAAUGAACAAUGAGGGAUGUCAACGACCAGGAGUGUUAUCGAAAGAAAGGUGUGCAUGCUAAAAACCCGGUCGCGACUUUUCUACGAAGCGUGUGCGAUGCACAGAUCUCUUUUCGAGAGAGUCACUCGUAUUUGCCAUUUUCAUUUUCUUGUUUCCUCUGUUAAUGUCUUCGCUAAUAUUUUCUUUGUUCUUACUAUUGCGCGGACCACGACGCUUUCUUCUGGUACGUGUACAACUUUUUUACGGGAAGCCCUGUGAGACAGGAACGGAAAGAAUGAAAGUGACUUUCGUAAACUACACGUCGCGCAUUCUACGAGAAAAAAAAAAAAAAUAAAUAAACACGUGCUCCACGAGAGCCGCGAUAAAAUUCCGUUUUUAAGCAUCUUUCUAUCACGCUAUAUAUUAAUACCUAAGAGACUAUUUUACGAUAAAGUUACACUCUAAUUAUCAAUCCCAAUAUUUUUAUACUUUUGGUAUUUCUCUCUCCGUGGACACACGUUAUACACACGAUGUACGUUGCCAAGGUAAUCUGCUCGUUCAUGAUAAUUGCAUUUUGUACAUCCCCCCUUGUGUAAUUUAUCGGUACGCAAUAUUCGCGACAUAUCAUUCGAAUAUAUGAUAUUUUUUGUCGUUUUUUCCCCGUUCUAUUCGCAUUCUCUCAUUGGUGUAACAAUCAUUUCAGAUGGUCUCCAAACGAUGGGUUUGCUUGAUAAAUGCAGUGCAAUAUUCAAUUGCAUAUAAUAAGUGGUAGCGACAUUUUAUUGAACAUACAAAUUCGCUUUUUUUUACCAGUGCAAGAAAUAGAAGAAUACGAACUUUUUUAUUAUAAAAAAAAUCUCUGCAUAUCUGAAAAUAAAUAAUAAUUGCUAUACAAAAAUGUAAUUUUUUUCUUCAAUUUCGAUUCCAAUUUAUUUUAAAUACAUGAACUUUAAUUGGAUGAAAUAAAUGCAACUGUGAAUUAAUGAAUUAAUUAAAUAGAUAAAAAGAAACACUUGUGGCAUUUUUGAUGAAUAUUGAAAUAUAUGAAUAACAGACGCAUCGUCCGGAGGCAGCUUUAAUAUGCCGCGACGUAAUAAAUCAAAUUUCUUUGAGUUUGUUCUUAUCUCCUCACUCAUUCGUAAGCGACCAAUUUAUCUAUCGUGCAAUAUCUUAGAUCGAACGGAAAAUUCUCGACGUUUCAAAGUGUCAGCAGCGGGAUGAGACAUGUGAACGAGAUCGGUUUAACUAUUAGAGUGACUACUUAGUAUAUAUAUAUAUAGAUCUCGAUAAUAUUUCGCGAGAAACGUAAGAUACGCGAUGUAGCGUCCCAGAAUAUACCACGAAAACUUGGCAAUUAGUGUAUAUAUUUUGCUCUUGAAGAAAUUGCGUAGAUCUCGUACAAGGAUCGUUCCCGUGAAUAUUAGUGACAUUUAAUAGAAAUUUAUUUGUCUUUUUUUAUGGAGAUAUCAAAUCUACUGUGCGAAUUGAAUUUUGGUUACUUUUUCCGAUCUCUUGCUCUCCCUUAUUGUUAUUAGUCGGAAAAAUAGGAGUUGUUUUUUUAGAUAAUCCAUUAAAAAAUUUAUUGAUCUGUUAAUCUUAGUUUUUUUUACUCUCAUGUAUGUAAUCUCUUAGAAAAAUUUCUUCUUUUUUAUGAUCUUUACUUCUCCUUAGGCAAACCGUAACAGGGUAAGAAAUUUCGCAAGUUUGUCGACAUCAAUAAAUGUUUACGGGAACAGUCCAUCAUCCGUUCGCCGCAGAUUCGUUUUGGAUCUGAUAGAUGCGACGGUAAAAGUUUGACUCAAGUAUAUCAAAGCUAAAAAGUAAAUUAGAGAUUAAUAAUUGACGGGUCAAAUUUAACGUAGAUGUACAGAUGCAAACAGGAUAGAAACGUAAGCAGCCGAUUUUUCGAAACUUUUUAAACGCAAAAAUUUGCCCGAUUUUCGUGGAAUGCCCGGCGAUUCUUCUCUUUUCUAAGUGAUAGAUUAAUAAUUCAUCAAUAGCGCGUGCGAUCGGUGCCAUUUGGGGACUCGAAAAAGCGAAAGAUAGCUUAGAUUAUAUACUAGUAGAUAUAAUGCAUGUGGAAUUUUCGUAGUGUUAUUCCUAUCGUUUAUACAUUUAAAUAAUGAGCAGUUUAAUUGAACAACAGGCGAGUGACAAUACAUGUCCCGCUUGUCAUUCACGAUUUAUACAAUAAAAUGUAAUGAUCGCUUAGUGGAGAUAUUCUCACCCAUACAUUUAAAGCACGAAGACUUCGGUGAUCUAACUCUCUUUGUCCAGAUUUUUCCCAUCUUCUCUAUCUUUAACUUUUUCUAUCUUCUAUCACAUGAAUCUUCUAUCUUUUCUCACUUUUAUCUUGUUUCGCACUGAUGAUGCGAAAAAAUACAUAGUGUGAAAAAAAUUAUUUAGAAGCGUAACAGAUUCUGUCGACCAGGCACCAUUAUCCUUUUGCUUUUGUCGCGCCGAUUAUAGAUUUUUUUCCAGCUCGUUCUUUUCAGAGGAAUCGUUUUUCUAUCUUCUUUUUUCUUCCGACACAAAUUAGCUAAUUAUUGAAAAAUAUUUAUAGGGUCUACGAACAUAGGAAAAACCUUAAGUUCGUACUUUCAAAUCAUACUUUGGAUAAAAAGUAAUAGAUAUAGAUAUAUUAUAUGGCGUGUGUCACCAGUCACUGAACUGAGAACAGCUUCUUAAUCCCUGAAUGCACAAAUGUCCGAAUAAAAGUUUAUAAAAACUUAAAAAUAGGAAAAGUGUGUGAAUUUUCAUCAGAUACAUUGUUGAAGGAUUCUUCUCUGAAAGAUUAUUCAUAAAAAGAGUUUAAUCUUAGAAAUGAAGAAAAAAUAAAUAUAUCGAGCUUUUCUCCUCCCUCCCUCUUUGUGCGUUCAAGGGUUAAAUCGCAUUUUUGUUGCUGCACCGAAUCAAAUGAAUACGCGAUGCACGCCACACGUAUAUUUUUCUACCUCUUACGUUCCGACAGCGUUGCCGAGGAACCCACCGCUCGUUCUCCGCGGCGAGAUUAAGCAGGAGACGAGUCCGCAGGCUCCGAUGCGCGGUGCACAAUUAGCACAGUAUCAUAUAAAGAUUCUUAUAAAAAUUAUCAAGAAUAAUUAAUAAAUAUAUUGGGCGUCCAUCUUCCGCGAUACACUCUCAGGAGACGAUUAACGGGUCUUCAUAAAUUGGAAGGCCCUCCACACGUAUCCUAAUCCUUUCUCUAUACUGCGUUACUAUUACUUGUGUCGCGAUUUUUACACGAUAGACAAAUCAAUUUUAUAUUACCAUUGUAAUGAGAUGCGCUUUUGAAAGAAAAAAAAAAGGAAAAAAUAAUAUACGGUACAAAUACAAUUAUCUCCCAGUGUGAAAACAAGUUUGCAAGGGAGUAAUAUCUAAAUAUUUUUCCUUUUUUUUAAACUGAUACAUUAUUUGUAGGAUAUUUCACUAUAUUUCAUGAAAUGAAAGUCUAUAACUUGCACGCAGUGAACGAGUGUGGAUUUUGUCUUGUAGUAUAAUAACAUAGUGUUCUUUUUCGCGAAAAAGGAUAGAAAGCUACUAAAUCAGAAAUGUAUAAGCAAAUCGCAUAAUCGGGUCUCGAGAGUUGAUCACUCAUCUCUCUAUGUUAACGAAGUGGACUGUGAAUUGUCUUCAUCGAUUGACUAUAGUAUAGUCUCACGAUGUUUUAGAAUCGAUCCCGAUUUGCUGUUACGCUUCGAACAAUAGUAUUCGCAAAUGUUGUAUAGACUUCAAGCGUAUAGACGGGAUUUCUCCGCUUUCUUAUAUAUUUUACUUUUGUAACUGAUUUUGCGGAAUUAAUUUAAUUUCGUUUCUUACAAUAUAAAGACGAUCUAUAUAAGCGCAAAAAGAUUAGAAGGAAUUUGGAUAGAAGAAGCGGAGAAUUUCCGUCGCGAUUCAUCUUGGCUGCACUUGUCGAUUAAUUAUCAAUGCGCAGCGCAAACAGCAUCCAGCGAAACAUUAGGUGCCUUUAGUAUUUCCGAUCAACAAUGUAAUUAAUAUAAAAUAGAAAACAAUGUAUGCUUGAAUGUGCAUAAAUCGUACCGACUCGUUCUUAAUCUAAGAAACAGCAAGUUGCAAGCGGCGUCGCAAUGCGAUGAAACGAUAAUCGGUCUCAACAAAAAUAUCGUCUUUUUUUUUGUGACGUGUCCUAUCGCUACAAAAAUCGUGGAAAAUGCGUAAAUUAUUCAAGGAACUGAAUGUAUGAUAGAUAAAUAGAAUGUUUACUUAUGCUGGGAAAA
Molecule: messenger RNA, 10281 nt
Organism: Formica exsecta
Lineage: Eukaryota; Metazoa; Arthropoda; Insecta; Hymenoptera; Formicidae
Exons: 12
Coding region: 495-5786 (1763 amino acids)
Biological process (GO): response to starvation; autophagy
Cellular component (GO): cytoplasm
Molecular function (GO): protein binding
Source: RefSeq, a predicted model, not a curated record